UGGCGUGCAGGAGAGACAAGGCAGCGGGAGAGAACGAAACGUACCACGGUCUCGUGGAUUCUGCCUGCACUCUGCGACCAUUCCGCAGUAACACGUCGUCCAAGUCGGUUUCGCAGCGUUCCUCGGUCUCUGGCCUCUUGCCACGAGGCAGCACACGUCCUCGAGAUGAUCCAACAACCGAUCCGCCGUGGGACCGGCUUCUUUUUACCGAUCCUGCCUACCUCUGUCUAAAGUCCCCUUCGAACGAAAGGAAACCUCUUCCGAUUCCUGCUCCUGAAAAAUUCCUUCGAUCGUGCUGGAAUUUCACGUGCCAAAUAUGGUUCUGUUUCCUUUUGCUCCCCUGGUCUCGUAACGUUUACGGGAUCUCAAAGUGGUGAACAGGAAGGACACUUUAAAAUAAGUUUCCACUCAACGUGGAUGGUGAUUCUUAAGACGUUCGACCAGAGGAGAGUAAAGUUGUUUUGGAGUUGCACGUAACAGCUCCGGUGACGCUUCGUUUUUCGAAUCGGCGAGAAUGAAGGGCCACGAAGAAGGUCGAGAGGAUUUUAGCACGGUGAACCACAGCGUUCGUCGGGGACGCCUCGAGAAAGGGAAGUGACAAGAAACCUUUCGGUGUUUGAAGAGCUUACGAAAUGAUUGAGAAUUAGAAUGUGUUUACCCGUUGGUGUUUCGAGUGACUGUUUUCGAUGACACUUCCGCGACCGGUUGCCUUGACUAACAGGUGAUCGUUGUUUCACGGCCGAUUCCUCUUUUUUAUAUUUAUCAACGGUGACUUACGAAAGUUUCCUUACACCCUCUGUAUGAUCGGCGUCGUUAUUAUCGCCGGAAUUCACGAUGGAAAUGAUUGAAGACAAAGGAAACCGGACAUGAACAAGAUAAAAGAAAAAUUUUGUUCAUCGAAAACAAUUUCUUUCGCUGUAUUUGUGAAGAUCAAAUGUUUCGAUGCUGAAGAUGAGAUAUGAAUUGUGCCGUGUGAAAAAUGAUGGGUUUCCCGGCAAAACCGGAAAUCUGAACAGAGAUUCGAUGAAAGUGAGCCGACACGAGUUGUGUUAUCGGUAUUAAUUCAAAAAGUAAGUGUCGUUGUGUGGCUUUCGUCCAUAAAAAAGUGAAACGUUGCCCGAUCUUACUGGGGCAAUAAUUAACUCGUCCUUAACGACUUUGGAUACACCUGGUUCGGCAAGAUGGCAGUUUGCAGCGGCUUACUCAUUAUUUCGCGAUUACUUCUCAUCGUCGUAGCAUUGACUGUACCAGGAACAUGGAUAAACAUCGGCUUGCAACACUUUCCACAACUCGAAACUGCUCAGAUGAUAGAAACUUACGACGUCGCUGCAUCGAGCAUUUGUCAUGGGCUAAAAGGGCUCUCGCAAGGCCAAGGGAAGCUAUGCCAGUUGUCCGUGGAUCACAUGCCAAGUGUUGCGAAGGGUGCAAAAUUUGGAAUUCACGAGUGCCAGCAUCAAUUUCACGACCGAAGAUGGAAUUGCUCCACUGUCUCUGAUGAAUCAGUGUUCGGACCUAUGCUUAGAAUAGCAAGCAGAGAGACUGCGUUCGUCCAUGCGAUCACAGCUGCAGGAGUGGUAUAUUCGAUUAGCCGAUCUUGCAGAGAUGGACAAUUAUCCUCGUGUGGAUGUUCUAGAAGCAGCAGACCCAGAGAUCUAAAGCGAGACUGGAUCUGGGGUGGCUGCGGAGACAAUCUCGAAUACGGUUACAAAUUUACACAAGCAUUCGUUGAUGUGAAAGAACGUGAGCGAAGUUUUAAAAGAGGCAGUAGAGAACAAGGCAGAAGCUUAAUGAAUCUUCAUAAUAACGAAGCCGGACGCAGGGCUGUUAUAAAACGGUCCAAAGUAACGUGCAAGUGUCACGGAGUUUCUGGAAGUUGCAGCUUAAUUACUUGCUGGCAGCAACUCGCUUCCUUCCGAGAAAUUGGUGAUUUUCUCUUAGAUAAAUACGAUGGGGCAACAGAAGUGAGAGUAAAUAGACGUGGACGUUUGUCUAUGCGAGAUCCAAGAUUUUCGUUACCUACUGCGAAUGAUCUAGUUUAUUUGGAUGAAUCUCCAAACUAUUGUCUUCCUAAUGAAACACUUGGAUCGUUAGGUACACACGGAAGAAUUUGCAACAGAACAUCAUCCGGUAUGGAUGGAUGUAAUCUUCUUUGCUGCGGUCGAGGAUAUAACACACAAAAAUCAACCAUUAGAGAACGAUGCGAGUGCAAAUUUCAUUGGUGUUGUUUCGUUGAAUGCAAAACUUGUGUUAAAAGCGUAGAUAUUCAUACUUGCAAAUAAAAUUUCAAUUUUAUUUGAUA
This is a messenger RNA of Bombus terrestris (buff-tailed bumblebee), 2299 nucleotides long. RefSeq names its product protein Wnt-5b. Gene Ontology annotation, molecular function: frizzled binding; cytokine activity. Gene Ontology annotation, cellular component: extracellular region. The record is from RefSeq and is a predicted model, not a curated record. Gene Ontology annotation, biological process: multicellular organism development; canonical Wnt signaling pathway; cell fate commitment. The transcript has 9 exons. The coding region runs from base 1182 to 2279 and encodes 365 amino acids. Lineage: Eukaryota; Metazoa; Arthropoda; Insecta; Hymenoptera; Apidae.